UGCUUCAUGAACAGUAUCUUGCAGUGCUUGCGACACACAAAGCCACUGGUCGACUUCUGCCUGAAUGGCAAAUACCGAAACGAGAUACAGGAAAAUAUAAAUUGUUCCUUUGUUGCCGCUUACACGAAACUGAUGAGAGUGACAUCAGGCACAUCACCGUACGUAUCACCGUGCGAAUUUAGGGAGCAUAUAACAAGACUUACCGAUAGAUACAAAGAUUACAGUCAGCAUGACGCCCAAGAAUUCCUGAUAUUCCUACUUGAAAUGUUACACUGCGACCUAAAACGUUUAAACGUAAGUGAAAUUGGUGGUGGUGGUGGGGCCGUUGUUGGCAUACCAAAAUCUAAAAAAGAGUCAGAAAUAUGGAACUUGUUUAAUAACAAGGAGGAGAGUGAGAUUAUAAAUAUUUUCGUUGGCAGCUUAGUAAGCUCACUCAAAUGCAGCAACUGCAAGACGAAAUCAAAAAGUUCCGAGCCGUUUCUAGAUCUCUCACUUCCCCUGGCGGAAAAUGACAAAAGUGAAAUGACUCUUAACGAUUGCCUGGCCUACUUUACUAAAGUUGAAGUCUUAAAUGGCGACAAUAAGCCGCUCUGUGAGCACUGCAAUUCGAAGCAGACUUUCCACAAGAAACUUCGGUUUGAAAAGUUCCCCCAAAUAUUAAUAUUGCAUUUGAAGCGGUUCUCGAUAGCUGAAAAACAGGAAAAUUUGAUCAAGUUUCCACUAAAGAAAUUGAACCUAACGAAAUUUGCUGCAAGUAAAUCUUGUCCAGUUCUGUAUGAUUUAUACGCUGUGUCCAAUCACAUGGGCAGUUUAAAUAAAGGUCACUAUACGGCAUGCGCAAAAAGUGAUGUGACGUCACUGUGGAACGAAUAUAAUGAUUCCAGGUUGACUCGGAUUGAUGAGAGCCAAGUUGUUACCUCAAAUGCCUACAUACUUUUUUACGAAAGAAUUCUAUGA
Helobdella robusta is the source of this 957-nucleotide messenger RNA. RefSeq lists its product as hypothetical. The record is from RefSeq and is a predicted model, not a curated record. Gene Ontology annotation, biological process: protein deubiquitination. Gene Ontology annotation, molecular function: cysteine-type deubiquitinase activity. The transcript has 10 exons. Gene Ontology annotation, cellular component: cytoplasm. The annotation marks the transcript as partial. Lineage: Eukaryota; Metazoa; Annelida; Clitellata; Rhynchobdellida; Glossiphoniidae.